Messenger RNA from Paracoccidioides brasiliensis Pb18, 465 nucleotides. RefSeq lists its product as uncharacterized. The record is from RefSeq and is a predicted model, not a curated record. The transcript is spliced from 2 exons. The coding region runs from base 1 to 465 and encodes 154 amino acids.
AUGGGUCUUUCCCAUAUCGGCUUCUGCGUGCCUGCAGCCCGUUUCGACGAAGUUGUCGCCUUCUACAAAGCCGCCCUGGCUCCACUGGGAUAUAAAGAGCACAUGCGGCCUGUGGAAAACGUCGUGGGCUUAGGGGUGUAUUAUCCUGACUUCUGGAUCACGGGCGUUAAAGCAGAAGACUAUAAUCGAGAAGAAGAUGGCGAUAUGUCAAUGAAGCCGGCUCAUGUUGCGUUUGAUACCAAUAACCGUGCCUUCGUCCACGCUUUUCACACUGCGGCUCUAGAGGCUGGUGGAAAAUGUAAUGGUCCGCCUGGGCCACGCCCGCAGUAUCACAAACUUUACUACGCCUCGUUCGUGUUGGAUCCGGUGGGCAAUAAUAUCGAGGCUGUGUGCAUGUGGCCUGCCUGGACGCAUUGGCGGUAUUGGGCUGGGAGUGGCGUUUUCAGUAAGAAGAAGGGGGAUUGA